This is a messenger RNA of Cuculus canorus (common cuckoo), 5525 nucleotides long. It is a transcript of the gene ASRGL1, whose product is annotated as asparaginase and isoaspartyl peptidase 1. The coding region runs from base 466 to 1416 and encodes 316 amino acids. NCBI's taxonomy places the organism in Eukaryota, Metazoa, Chordata, Aves, Cuculiformes, Cuculidae. The record is from RefSeq and is a predicted model, not a curated record. Gene Ontology annotation, molecular function: asparaginase activity. The transcript is spliced from 9 exons.
GUUUGCUGAGGGCGCCGCUGGGGAGCUGCCCGCCCGCCGUUGUGCGUGUGCCCUGCGGCCGGGUCCCUCCGUUCCGGCCUCCGUUCCGGCCUUCCCCGGGAGCGCGGCCAGGCCGCCGCUCGGCUGCGGCGGGUAGCAGGUGGCGGGUGGCGGUGGGGACGGGCAGCUCCGGGGAAGGGCACGCUCCCAGCAGCCUCUGAAAAUUGCUGGCCCUGAGAGCAGUUUUCAUGCAGAGUUUCCUCUGUGAGGUGCCCUGGAUUUCAGUGGGAGGAGGCUGUGAGCAGUGACAAGGAACUGUUGGCCGCCAGGUUUGAGUGCCUUGUUUUUCUGCUCAAAGUACAAAGUUUCACAACAGGUCAGAGGUGUAAAUCCAGGCAGCAGAGCUGGUGAAACAGUUAACUCACGUCAGGCUAAUUACGAGUAACCUGUGUGCGGAGCUGAAAGCCUUGGGAGGAAUUUGGCAGGAUGAAGCCCGUCAUUGUGGUGCAUGGUGGAGCUGGCCGGAUCUUUAAAGAACGAGAAGAGGGAAGUCGUGCUGGUGUUGUCAGAGCUGCACUGCGAGGUUAUGGUAUCCUGAAACAGGGAGGCAGUGCCUUGGACGCAGUUGAGGAGGCAGUACGAUCAAUGGAAGAUGAUCCUCAUUUUAACGCUGGCUGUGGAUCUGUUCUAAAUGAAAAAGGUGAAGUAGAAAUGGAUGCUAUUAUUAUGGAUGGAAAAAAUUUAGACUCUGGAGCAGUGUCUGCAGUUAAAUGUAUAGCAAACCCCAUAAAGCUUGCUCGACUUGUCAUGGAAAAGACGAAGCACAUGCUGCUGACUGACCAUGGUGCACACCUGUUUGCUCAGGCCAUGGGUAUUCCUGAGACUCCAGGGGAGAAACUCAUAACAGAGAGAUCCCGGGAGAGAUGGAAGAAGAACCUCGAGCCAGAUUCCAACCCUGAGGAAUUUCAGAAAGACCUUGGAACGGUCGGUGCUGUUGCUAUAGACAGUGAAGGAAAUGUAGCUUGCGCAACAUCCACUGGAGGACUCUCUAAUAAACUGAUUGGUCGCGUUGGUGACACAGCAUGCGUAGGAAGCGGAGGUUAUGCUGAUAACUGUUCUGGUGCCACUUCAACCACAGGACAUGGGGAGAGCAUUAUGAAAGUGGUCUUAGCCCGACUGAUUCUCUAUCACAUGGAGCAAGGAAUGUCACCAGAGAUGGCUGCUGACACUGCAUUAGACUACAUGAAGACACGAGUUGGGGGGCUAGGGGGUGUCAUUGUUGUUAACAAUUCAGGGGAGUGGGCAGCAAGGUUCUCCACCAAGCAGAUGUCGUGGGCGACUGUGAAGGAUGACCAGCUGCAUUAUGGGAUUCAUGCUGGGGAGAGGUUUACAAAGCCUGUUGAUGAAGCACUUGCAUCUGAAAGUGGGAGAUUCUGAUAUCGAAGAAACAUUGACCGAGGAAGAAUGAAGGUUUCUAGGUUUUGCUGGAAUUUCAUCAUUCUGAAGGAUCUCUGUUCUUUUGAUUGGUUCAAAUUGGCGUUGCCACAAUUACAGUCAAAAUGAAAUCUGGACAUAGUUCUUCAGUGGCCAUGGAUAUAUGUAUAGUUUUAUUAAUACCUUCAGGAGAUCCUCCUUUUCUGGAUAAGAAAGAGAACAGGCAUUAGGUUUAUUGGUUAGUAUUGAUUAAUCUUACAUUAAAGGGAGCCUGAUUCCUCAGUAUUAGAGGAAUUCCUUCCCAUGCCUGUUCUCAGAGACUGCUGCCAGGAUGAUUUGAGGUGAAUACCUAUUAAAACCUAAUUAGAAAUUGAAUUUUGACAAAUGCAUCAUUCUCCAGUCUUUUGAGCAGUCAUCCCAUGAUUACAAAGUGCUGUCAGUGAAACGCCACCAAACAGCAGUGAAGAGUUAAGAGUACGCCAUUGUCACAGGCUUAAGGUAACUGUCAAGGGAAAUAAUAGUGAAGUAAAGAAAAUAACUUUUCUCCAGAGAUGGGAAAUGUGAUGCUUUCUAAGGAGUCCUAUUUUAUUCUAUUCAUUGGCAUCAGACAUACAAUUACAAAACAGAGACCACAGCAAAGUAGGCUGCAAUACUUCAAAGUGUAGGUGGGUUAUUAUUGACUUAAUAUCUGGGUUAAUAAAGAAGGUCAUGGUUUUAACAAAUAUAAAUAAAACAGCAAUCUUUACUGAAAUACAAAGGUGGUAGGCACCUUGAGACAGAGAGAUGAUGAUUAACUGGAAAAAUAAUUACCUAAAUUGAAGUGAUAAAAGCAAGCUGUACUAAAAUAAAACUACAUGUUAAUAAGCUGCUUGUGUGAAGUCCAAAAUAUUUUCUGGAGAUUUUUUUUUUUUUGAAAAAAAGAAUUUAUGUUCUACAUUACCUCAAAUGCAGUUGGUUCAUUAAGAUUUUGUAUUUUUAAAUCAGCAAAAUUUAUUUUGCCUGUUUUCUGACUUAACUACAGAAUAUUUUUGUGUUAAUAUAAUAAUUCUAUGGAUUUUAGCUGAUGACUAGGUUUCCUCAGAGGACAGAUUUAUAUACUAUAGUUGCAUGCCAUCCCAUCAUACUGUGGAAUGUUCUCUUUAUGAGAUAACCUAAGUGAAACAUAGCAAAAAUCUUAAAUCAUAUUUCAAAACUACUCGUACAUGUGUCCCAACUACAAUAAGCCAAGUUAUUGAGUUGGCUCACACAGAAUGGUAAGGUUGCCAAGGCUGCCUAACCCGCUCUUUACUUUGAUCCACAGUUUAUUAGAUGUUGCAGAUGGCUGGGUGUGGACAGCAGUGGUUCGAGAGUAGAUGGUCAUGCAAAACAUAACUGUGGAGUCUUUGCAUACUUUCUUUCACAGGAGAUAAUGUAGAAGAUGGCUACUAUCUGAUCAUCAGAAGUUUAGGAAACAAGAACAGUAUUUAAGAUGUGUCUAUCUAGAGAGAGAAGUAGUCACCUUCUCAGUAAAAAUUAUUUCCCCUUCUAUGAUUGUGAUACCAAUCUUACAGGGCCAGAAUGUACUCCAGGGAAAUAAGCAGUAUUGUCUUAGCUUUGUUUGCAGCAUAUGAAGACAAUCUGGAUUUUUGUGGUCAAGAUUCUGCUUUGUUUACCUCACCUGUCGCUAGUGCUGGAUUUCAGCACAGGCUAUAGAAAACAUGAUCUUCACAAGUUCUGCCAAAUCUCACUUUGCAGUGUAGUUUGGAUGAAAUUGCUAAAUUAUUUUUUUAACCAAAAAGAACCUACUUGAAGGAUGUUUUCAAGAGCUACAUGGAGAUAUAUAGGCAUAGUUGUAGUCCGUACACAAGAGAGGAAUAAUACAAAUAUAUUGUCUUAUCUGUGCUUUGCUGGAGGGUGUGUCCCUAGUAACCAUUCCUUUGCUUGAACUAGAUGGAAAGAGGAGCUUUUAGCCCAGGACUACCUCAACACCUGGUGUAUCAUCUUUGACAAGCUCUGGUUUUCUAAUAUUUUCUGAGUGGAUGCAAGCCUGAUCUGGUCAUGGUCCAAGUUGAUCAAAACUCAGGCGAUAGUUAGUGUGGCAGCAAACAUAGUUAGGACACCCACUGAGUAGAUUAUUGGCUGGGGCUUGGCACUAUGCUAACCUGCACAGCUGACUUUUUGUUAGCUUUAAACAAGUUCACAUCUGUCCAGAAGGUACCAUCAACCACAGCAGCAGUACAGAUACGAUCUCGGAGCUGUCAGAAGAAAUAGUAAAUGGUUACUGUGGUUAAUUCACCUCAGCUGUUCUUGGGAAUAUAAUGUAAUAAAUUGGUGGCGCUUAGCAAAGAGUAUCAUCCUGUAUACAUUCUUCUGUUGCUCAUCACCAGACUUGCUGGGCACCUUCCAACAGCGCGUUAAGCAGCGUGACUACCAUCUGGUCUGUAUGAUUUGUUCUGUCUCACCCGCUCCCUGGUAGCAUACUCUAUAUUCCUGUCUUGUGAAAAAAAGUAUAUGGUUUUCAAAAACAUACAUGCGCCGUUCCGCCUUUCUAGUUCACGUGGGGCUGGGAAUGAGGAACUGUGUCUUGCAUAUGGAUUGAUCACACUUGGAUGUAAUCCUGAGGCUGUGUGGAGUUUGCUCUACAGUUCAAAUGAUGGAAGCUCAGGCAAAGCACUCGUAACCAGCGGUCAGGGCCAGGUGUUUUUCUUCCAUCUGGCUGACUGAGUCAAUGCUCCUCACAAACAUAUGAUUUCCACACGUAACCUGGGCAGCAGGUAAACCUCUUCUGGGACAAUGUUCUUUCUCAUAAGAAGGUGGGAUGACAGGUCAGGGGUGGGGUAGUCCUAAUUUGUGAAGAAACUGGAGAGCUGGGGAUGAAGCUGUUGUUUUCCUUCUCUCUUUACCCUUUCAGUCAUGUUUUUCAGCUAGAACAGGACAAGACACUGUUGCUCCUGAUGUAAGAAGUUGCUGGCGUUGCACAGGGCUGCUUAAGUUUCUAAUAUGCUUACAUGCCCCCUGACCUUUGAGAAUACUGAGAUAUUACCCUUUAUAAGGGCUUUAAUUUAACAAGUUUUAUAAAUAGGAUCAAAAGCCGCUGAACUUAAGGGGGAUACUGACAGUAGGAUGGGAAGUUUUGUGCCACUGCCUUGCACUGCUGCUGGAAAUAAGUCUCUAAUCCAAAUGGCUGUGACCUGGAUAUCAAAGGAGGAAAACUAGAGGUCUGUUGCCAAGAAACUGGGUGUCCUUGGCAUGUAGCAAAGCAGCAACAGAGUUUUAAUUAUCUAAUUAAAUGGUGGCAUCCCGUUAUUUUAUAUAAUUUAGAAAGUCAGUUGUGGAUGUUAUCCUGCUUCUUUCUUACUAUGCAGAAAGGGUCCCUGACCGGAGCAGGUACCCACAAUGGGUAUAUAUCAAAUCUAAGGCGUUAACAAAACCAGCAGAGCAUUGGUCAAUAUCUUUGCUCAUAUAUUGUUAGUUCUGUGCAGGUUUUCCUUCUUAAUCUUUGCAACUUUUAAGUAAUUAAAGAUUGUUCUGUAGGACAUCAGUGUUUUAAAAUUUGGGUUUAUUUUUUUCAGUGUUCUACUUUGUCCUGCAUUUUAGCUCUGUGUCUCUGGGGUGGUUUUCAUUGACUUUGAAAUCUAUCUUGGCAAAGUUUAAUGCCACUCGCUGUAUUGCUUGUUUCUCAUCUGGUCUACUUUUCCUUUGAUAUGCUCUGAUAAAUAUUUGCUGUGGGACAGAUUUCAGUCUUGGUUACAUCAGUAUAAAUGAAAAGCACAGUCGCUGAAGUCUGUGAUUACAUUAGAGGAAGUGAAAUCUGAAAUGGUCUUGCCUGUCUGAAGCCAGGAGCUCUCUGAGUAUUGAAACAGCCUUUGCUAACGAGGGAUAGAAAAGAGAGAGGACAGAGUGCAUGCUGCCAGGAGUCACCAUGUGCACGAGACAGGACUCUGGUCUCGAGCUGUGUCAGGGUGAAGAUGAUGCCCCAAGGAAAUAGUUAAAUAUGCUCACUGGGAACUAAAUAAGUGUCAAAUGACUCACAUAAAAGAAUCUUAAGAUCACACAGGCAGGGCGAGCAAAGACUCACUUUGUUGUAGAUGUGUAAACCACGAAGGAGGGGAAUCUCAUUUUCCUUUCCACUG